AUGGAUUCUGCUAAGGAGAUUCUCCAGCGGGUCCAUUCAGAGAAGAAGCCGUGUGUGGAUGGAGAAUCACACCAUCAUUCCACGACGUCGAUGCCUGCCGCGGUAUCCAAGAUGCUCGAAGACGACGACGACCUCCUCAUGGAGAUCAUUGUCCGUGUCGGCUUCCCCACCACCCUCGUGCGUGCUUCCCUCGUCUGCAAGCGCUGGUACCACCACAUCUCUGACCGCCGGUUCCUCCGCCGCUUCCGCGAGCGCCACCCGCCCCGCCUCCUCGGUUUUUGCCAUGUCCCCGAAGAUGAAUGUUCACAGUCGUCCUGUCCACGCUUCGCCCCGAUUUUGCCUCAGCCCCCAGAGCUCGCUGCCGUGGUCCGCCGCGUGGCGAGCUACAGCUUUGGCGUCGACGGCAACGAAUGGAUCAGGGAGUGCCGGCGCGGCAGUGUCUUAACCGGACGCUAUGAAGGAUUAUUAUGGAGACAUAGAGUGCACCACCCACUGUGCUCUGGGAGAGACAUGGACAUCCUCCCACCACUCCCAAGCGUCCAGAACUCCAGUCACCACAUGUUCAGUACAAUCCUCUCCAAAGAAGAUGGCGCCGGCGGCUUGUCCUACGUGUACAUGUUGGUGGAGAGGGUUGAUGAGAAUAAAGUUUUUAGGGUGCGCGUGUAUAUGUUGCGACACGGUGUCUGGUGCAUGCAUACCUCAUCUACCACACAGAUCCCUCUUCCGCCGUUGCCACGGAAAGUUGUGCUUGUUGACAAUAAAAUCUAUAUAGCUGACAAGUUCAGUGAUGACAUUAUUGUCUUGGAUUUGCCAGCCUCAAGUUUCUCCAAAAUUUCAGUCCCACAGGGAGUGCAAUGUCACCAUUAUACCACCAUCUUGUCACGAGCCGAUGAUGCAUCCGGUGUAUAUCUCACCCAUGUUCAUGUCAAGGAGCUUCAGCUUUGUAUCUGGCUCCACAAGGGGCACAACUGGUUGCUGGUCGAUACCAUUUGUUUGCGUCAGAUGUGGGCUAAUUUGAGGAUGCUAGAUCAUACGGUUGAGGAUGAGGAUGUUGAUUUUCACUUCUUAAGCCACGUGGGGGAUAAUGCUGAGUUUGUGCUCUUGGAAAUGUCUAAUUGCAAACUCCAUCUGGACGUCACGAGCAGGACACUGCGUAAAGUGCAUGGGACGCCAUUAAAGAAUGGACAUUUCAUUGAUGUCCAUCCUUUUAUGAUGAUUUGGCCACCCAUAUUCCCUCUGCUGAAGGAUGCUACUGCAAGGUAUGUUUGA
Molecule: messenger RNA, 1269 nt
Organism: Triticum urartu
Lineage: Eukaryota; Viridiplantae; Streptophyta; Magnoliopsida; Poales; Poaceae
Source: RefSeq, a predicted model, not a curated record